AUGAGCGAAAUUACAAGCAGUCAGUUGCAGGUCGUAAACGAAGUCGUCACGCACACAACAAACCAUAUCCCCAUCAUUAAGGGCGACUUUCUAAGCAUGUCCCCUAAAGUGAAAAGGUUUGUUGCGGAAAAAGCGGAGCUAAUGAAACCAAAAGCCAUCUACAUUUGCGAUGGUUCCGAACAGGAGAUGAAAGAACUUAUUGACUCGUGCUGCAAGAGCGGAGUUUUGAAGCCUCUGAAGGCUUACAAGAAUUGUUACAUUUGCCGCACAGACCCACGUGAUGUCGCCCGUGUAGAAUCAAAGACUUUCAUGAUCACACCUGAGAAAUACGACUCUGUCUGUCACAUACCAGAAGGCGAAAAAUCAAUGAUGGGACAAUGGAUCUCUCCAAAAGAUUUUGAAGUUAUGCUUGAUGAGCGCUAUCCAGGAUGCAUGAAUGGGCGCAUAAUGUACGUUAUUCCGUACUCUAUGGGACCAGUUGGUGGCCCUCUGUCAAAAAUUGGCAUUGAGUUAACAGAUUCUAGAUAUGUCGUUCUCUGCAUGCGCAUCAUGACACGUAUGGGCACGGAUGUUCUUAACGAACUAAAAAAAGAUGAUGCCAACUUCGUGCGAUGCAUCCAUUCUGUCGGCCAACCGCUGCCUGUUAAGACCGAAAUAAUUAAUAACUGGCCUUGCAACCCAGAGCAGACAAUCAUUGCACACAGACCAGCAGAAAGAGAAAUUUGGUCAUUCGGAUCUGGCUAUGGCGGUAACUCGCUCCUGGGUAAGAAGUGCUUUGCUCUUCGUAUUGCCAUGAACAUUGGAUAUGACGAAGGAUGGAUGGCAGAACACAUGCUUAUUAUGGGUAUUACACCUGCUGAUGGCGGUCAAGAGCGUUUCGUCGCUGCUGCCUUCCCAUCUGCAUGUGGAAAAACAAAUCUUGCUAUGUUACAACCAGCAUUACCGGGAUUCAAAAUCCGCGUUAUCGGCGACGAUAUUGCCUGGAUGAAAUUCGCAGAGGACGGCAGGCUGCAUGCCAUUAAUCCUGAAUAUGGCUUCUUUGGUGUGGCGCCAGGAACUUCUAACAAAACCAACCCUAUGGCCAUGGCCAGCUUCCAAGAAAACUCCAUCUUCACUAAUGUCGCUGAAACAGCAGACGGCGAGUACUUCUGGGAAGGUUUAGAGAAGGAAAUCAAAAACCCGAAAGUUGACAUGAUCGACUGGCAUGGGAAACCAUGGCACAUUGGAGACCCCGACAAGGCCGCCCAUCCUAACUCUCGAUUCACUGCACCGGCUGGCCAGUGCCCGAUUAUCCACCCAGACUGGGAAAAACCAGAAGGUGUUCCAAUAGAUGCCAUCAUUUUUGGUGGUCGGCGCCCUACUGGCGUGCCACUAGUCUUUGAAUCCUUUGACUGGGUACAUGGUAUUUUCGUUGGUGCAUGCGUCAAAUCUGAAUAUAAUGCUACAACUAAAUCAACAAAAUCUGAUACAGGCAAAGUUGUUAUGCAUGACCCAAUGGCCAUGAGACCCUUCAUGGGCUACAACUUUGGCAGGUACAUGCGACAUUGGAUGAAGCUUGGCCAGCCACCACACAAGGUCCCCAAGAUCUUCCACGUGAACUGGUUCCGCGUUAACGCAGACAAAAAGUUCUUGUGGCCAGGGUACGGAGAAAACAUUCGUGUACUGGACUGGAUCCUUAAAAGAUGUGACGGACGGGAAGACAUUGCCGAAAAAAGUGCUAUCGGAUACCUCCCCAAGAAAGGCAGCAUCAAUCUGGAAGGUUUGGACGUUAACUGGGACGAGCUGAUGUCGUUGCCGAAAGAUUACUGGUUAGAAGACAUGGUUGAAACGAAGCAAUUCUUUGAUAAACAGGUUGGAACUGAUCUUCCACCAGAAAUCGCCAAGCAGCUGGAAGACCAGACAAAGAGAAUCCAAGACAUGCCUUAA
Molecule: messenger RNA, 1926 nt
Organism: Enterobius vermicularis (human pinworm)
Lineage: Eukaryota; Metazoa; Nematoda; Chromadorea; Rhabditida; Oxyuridae
Source: the annotation of a GenBank genome assembly